Messenger RNA from Suillus subalutaceus, 633 nucleotides. RefSeq lists its product as uncharacterized. NCBI's taxonomy places the organism in Eukaryota, Fungi, Basidiomycota, Agaricomycetes, Boletales, Suillaceae. The coding region runs from base 1 to 633 and encodes 210 amino acids. The transcript is spliced from 4 exons. The record is from RefSeq and is a predicted model, not a curated record.
AUGGGGAUGAUGCAACAUCAUUCUCCCCGAAGCUACUGUCCUGCGCAGCCAUUGUAUGGCAGUAUGCAAAGGGUGGCGUCUUUGAAACUUUGCCUGACUGGAGCUCCAUUGUUCCCAACGACCCCAGAAUCAAGGGCCACCCCCGCUUCUGGAAAACAGUUGACUACAUUCCUUCCGCUGUUGAUGUUCACACCCACCAGACUGACACCUUCUAGUGAAGCUGUCAUCAUGAAGACUGCCACACCAGAGGCUGAACUUGUUCCAAGGUCGCCAUCUCCAAUAUGUGCUUUGCUGGAAGCUCUCACCCCUCCCCCUCCAUCGCCUCCUCAGCCAGCAAAAUUUAAAUAUUUGUUCCAGCCCAUGGAGGCAUUCUUGCCGGUCGCCACAGACAACAUGAUGUCAUUGGAAGCACAGGGCUCAUUGGACAUGGCUGAAGACAGGGGUUUUGGGGAUGCAGAGAGUUGGCCUGCCGAUUGGGCCUGUAUUUCACCAUUGCCACUGCGGGUAGAGCGUUGGAGUCAGGGAGAGGUCGCAAGCCCAGGCAAAAACAAGGCAGCGGAAGCAGCUGCCAAUCCAGUGAAACACUCAAAGUCCUCAGCUGUGAGUAGGCAUCUGGCGAAAAUUGGCCAAUAA